This is a messenger RNA of Cryptomeria japonica (Japanese cedar), 3659 nucleotides long. Its product is annotated as serine/threonine-protein kinase D6PK. Gene Ontology annotation, cellular component: cytoplasm; nucleus; plasma membrane. Bases 653 to 2977 code for a protein of 774 amino acids. Gene Ontology annotation, biological process: protein phosphorylation. The transcript has 4 exons. Lineage: Eukaryota; Viridiplantae; Streptophyta; Pinopsida; Cupressales; Cupressaceae. Gene Ontology annotation, molecular function: ATP binding; protein serine/threonine kinase activity. The record is from RefSeq and is a predicted model, not a curated record.
CUGCAAGUCAGCAAAAAGAGAAAAAUCGAAAUUCAGAUGCAAAGCACUUGAGUUUUAUAAGAUCCCCAAUUCCGCAUUUAUCUUCUUUGGAGGGAGUGGGACCAAAUGCUUUAGCGACAACAUAUGAUGAUGGUACUUUCCAAGGGGAAGGAAUACAAAGUCCCUAGAUGUGAUGGUGUCAUUGUGGUGUAGUACUGGGUGUCGGCUAUGGCUAUGACCAUUCCCCUCCGCUCUUCUCUAUUUUUCAAAUGUUUACUGACCCUCCCAGUUUCCAAGCACGAUACACAAGGAGUUUUACACAGGCCAGAGGCUACAUGCAGGGGUAAAUGAUGAUAAAUGAAUCGUAAAUGUAGGAACUAUUAGAGUCUUGAAGAUUCAGCACAUUUGGGUGCAAGUUCCCAUGGACUUGUAAUAUGGGGAGCAGGGCCAAUAAUUCAAUGAUGGACUAUGUUUAGCAACAGCUGGAUUACAUCUUGAUAGGAGCAUACAUUUUCAUUUAAUCAUGGAACAUGUAGACUUAUUGGCUUUGACAAGGGGUAACGACAAUGGAGAAAGAGACUUAUGAAUAACCAACCUUAUUAAAAGAUGAAGAUUUAUUACAUGUCACGUUGAUGUUUACAGCUACUUAGAGUUAAACAGGUUUGACAAUCUGAUGGCAACGCCGGGGUCAAUGGAAGGAAGUACUAAAUGCUCAGAAGAAUCAGAUAGCUUUAAAAUGUCCUUAAAGGUGGAGAAUUCUCAAUCAGCAGAAGCAGAUAGCACAAGACAAUCACUAGUGAAAACCACCUCUCAAAUAGAAGAUGUUACAUCAAACAAACAAUUGAAUGGAGUGGAUAUUUUACUGUCUAAUACGUCAAGCUUGGUAAAAGAUUUACAGGCAUUGAGUUCUAGUCAUGAAAUAGAACCAGCUUCUUCAAAGCAUUCUUCAAGGGAAAAAGGUGUUUCUAAGUUAUCAAGAGCAGCAGCAUCAGGAAAAUCACCCAUGAAAAAACCUUUAAGGGUUGGGAUUCAGCGGGCAUCUGAAGCAGGCAUAUCAGAAACAAUGACCUUGAAGCAAGCAUUAAGAGGAAUGAGCAUUUCUCAGGCAUCAGAACUAGCUUCUUUGAAACGACUCUCAAAACCACCAGUCACAUCUCAGUUAGCAGAAGCUGGUGCAAUAAAACAAAGAUACAGAGCUGUUGUAUUUUCCCGUGGAUUGGAACCAAGUACUUCUAAACACAUAACAUGGACACAGGGCACUUCCCGUGAGUUAGAAGGUGGCAUUUUGAAACCAUCACUAAGGGAAACUGAUGCUUCUCAGACUUCAGAACCAUGUUCGUUAAAGCUUUCAUCUCUAAUUGACACACCCCUUUCUUCUGCAGCAAGUUCCUCAGAAGCUGGAAGUAGCCGAAAUAAUGAAAGGGCAAACAGACAAGGUAAUGAAGAUACAUCAGGGACCUCGUUGCCUGUUAGUAGUGGUCUUGAUGCUCAAAGCAGUAUCAACAACACAGAUAUCGUCAGGGUGACAAUCACUAACAAAACAAGUAACAAUGGAGAAAUUAGUGUUGAUAACGGCAGUGAGAGUAAAUCUCAUAUGGGAAAGACUAUACAAGGAUCAAAAUGUAGUGACAGGACAGAUUAUGUUGAAAUUGCAAACAGUAGUGCCAGCAGAGGUAGCAGUAGCAGUGGCGUGAGUGAUGAGAGCAGUUGCAGUAGUCUAAGCAGCAGUGGCAACAGGCCUCAUAUGUCAAAUGAUUCAAGAUGGGAAGCCAUCCGUGCUGUUAAGAUGCGGGAUGGAAAUUUAGGGUUGAAACAUUUCAGGUUGUUGAAGAAAUUGGGGGAAGGUGACAUAGGCAGUGUGUAUCUCUCAGAAUUAAAUGGUACAAGGUGUUAUUUUGCGAUGAAAUUUAUGAAUUAUGGAUCUUUGGCUAGUCGAAAAAAGAUGUUGAGGGCUCAGACAGAAAGAGAAAUCCUUCAGAUGCUGGAUCAUCCUUUUCUUCCAACAUUAUAUGUUCACUUUCAAACUGAAAAGUUUUCAUGUUUAGUUAUGGAAUAUUGCCCAGGAGGAGACCUUCAUAUACUACGACAACGACAACCAGGCAGGAACUUCUCUGAACAAGCAGCUCGGUUUUAUGCAGCAGAGGUUCUUCUAGCUUUGGAGUAUCUACAUAUGCUGGGAGUUGUGUACAGAGACCUCAAACCUGAAAAUGUUCUUGUAAGGGAAGAUGGACAUGUUAUGCUUUCAGAUUUUGAUUUAUCUAUGAGGUGUGCUGUCAGCCCCACUCUAGUUAAAUCAUCAUCUGUUGAUCUUGAUCAUUUAAAGAGGAUUCCAGCAUUUUGUGUCCAACCGGCCUGUAUUCCACCUCCUUGUGUUGAAGCAGUCUGUGUACAGCCUUCCUGUUUUACACCCCGGUUCUUUUCGCAGAGGUCAAAGAAGGUAAGGAAGCCCAAAAUUGAAGUGUGUAAUCAAGUGACUCCCUUGACUGAGCUUGUCGCAGAGCCAAUCACUGCAAGAUCAAAUUCAUUUGUUGGAACUCAUGAAUAUUUAGCUCCAGAAAUUGUUAAAGGAGAGGGUCACGGGAGUGCUGUUGAUUGGUGGACUUUUGGAAUAUUUUUAUAUGAACUUCUCUUUGGCAAGACCCCCUUCAAAGGUGAAGGUAAUACUGCUACACUUAACAAUGUGGUAGGACAGCCUCUCAAGUUUCCAGAAACGCCCACUGUAAGUUAUGCAGCGAAGGACUUGGUCAGGGGCUUGCUUGUUAAAGAGCCACAACAUCGACUAGCAUUCAAGCGUGGGGCAACAGAAAUCAAACAACAUCCUUUCUUUGAGGGUUUGAACUGGGCACUUAUUCGAUGUUCCACUCCACCUGAAGUUCCGAAACCUUUUGAGACUAGCUUGCCUGUUAAGACAUUGUCUAGUGGUUCAACAAGUCAAAAAAAGUUUUCUAACAUGGAUUCCAGUUCUAGAAGGAAUCAUUUGGAGUUUGAAGUAUUUUAGCUUUGCCUUUAAUGCAAUGAUUACAUGUGUUUUUUGCACAGAAGUCCAGUUUUACUUCUGCAAGAAUGUACAAUGCAGGUUGUUUGUGAUGGACUAUGUAAUGAUUAAAUAUUUAGGAAAGAAGAAAGCAGUGCUUUGUGAUGCAAGGAAAACAAGUGCUGUUGUAUUGUGUAUCCUAUGCUCUGACUAAGAAAUGCAUAUCAUUCUGGGAUAGCCUAUCAACUCCUGUCGCGAGCUUUUGACCUUUCAGUAGAUUUUAGUCAUUUGGACCUUUGUUGAGAUUUUAAGAUGUAUUUUAGUGGUUAUUGCUGGCUUGGAAUUUGGGUAAAUUCCCAUCCAAUCAAGCUUGAUGUUUAUGCUCAGUGAUAGAUGCAUUCCUGCUGAAGAAUUACUUUUUGGCAGAAAUUCUACAUUAGAUUUUUAAGGAUUUCCCUUUUUUACAAAUGUUGCAAAAGCUGUAGUGGAUGUAUGUGGGAAAUCAUAAUGCUGGCCCCUAUUAUAAACGGGGGAAGAUAUAUUUAUAUAUAUUAACAUGUAAAGAAACAGGUAUGAUAAAGGUUAUCAACUGUGAACCUGAUGUAAUCUUUUAUAAAUACUUAAUUUGUAUCUUGGAAGGUGUGAUCAUGUGUGCCCACCUCUGUGGCUGUGUACCUGAUUUAAAAAAAAUAUGAACACAUUUUAU